AUUUCUGUUUCCCAUUAUCAUUCACUUUCCACAGUCUCGUCGAACCCAGUCUCCCUUCUUCUUCCUCCACCGACUCUUCCCCUUUUCACCCUCACCUUUCUUCCUAUUUACUAUUGUAUUCCCUAAUUCUUAAUCUCACUUUUUGAUGAGAUCUUAGUAACAAACAGUUGUAGUGAAAUCUCGGGUGGAAUCUAGAAAUGCUGGAGAGGUUGUUCGGAGUGCGGCGGGCCCGCCAGAUCCAGAGGGCGGCGCGCCAGGGGACGGUGACGUGUCUCUGCCUCUUCUUGACCGUCGUGGUCAUCCGCGGCACAAUCGGCGCCGGCAAGUUCGGUACCCCCGAGCAGGACCUCAACGACAUACGCGAGCGCUUCUACUCCCACAACCGGCGCGUGGAGCCCCGCCGCGUCCUCGAGGAUGUCGAGACCACCACCACGACGACAGCGGCGGAGGCCCAAAACGGCGACGCGAACAACUACGCCACGUUCGACAUCACCAAAAUCCUCAAGGACGAGGACGGCGGCGACGACGUCGUGAAGAAGGAUCCGAACGCGCCGUACGCGCUGGGCCCGAAAAUAUCGGACUGGGACUCCCAGCGGGCCGGGUGGUUGAAGCAGAACCCGAAUUUCCCCAACUUCGUGGGGCCCACCAAGCCCAGAGUUUUGCUAGUGACCGGGUCGUCGCCGAAGCCGUGUGAGAAUCCGGUCGGCGAUCAUUACCUGCUCAAAUCAAUCAAGAACAAAAUCGACUACUGCAGGAUCCACGGCAUCGAGAUCUUCUACAACAUGGCUCUCCUCGACGCCGAAAUGGCCGGGUUUUGGGCCAAGCUUCCGUUAAUCAGGAAACUACUACUGUCACAUCCGGAAGUCGAGUUCCUGUGGUGGAUGGACAGUGACGCAAUGUUCACCGACAUGGCGUUUGAGAUUCCGUGGGAGCGUUACAAGGAUCACAAUUUCGUCAUGCACGGAUGGAACGAAAUGGUGUACGACGAUAAGAAUUGGAUCGGAUUGAAUACAGGUAGCUUCUUGUUAAGGAACUGCCAGUGGUCGUUGGAUCUGCUGGACGCUUGGGCUCCAAUGGGGCCCAAGGGGAAGAUAAGGGACGAAGCGGGGAAGGUGCUGACGAGUUAUCUGAAGGGAAGACCGGUUUUCGAAGCCGACGAUCAGUCGGCGAUGGUUUACUUGCUGGCCACGGGUAGAGACAAGUGGGGGGAGAAAGUGUACUUGGAGAAUCAUUACUACUUGCACGGCUACUGGGGCAUUUUGGUGGAUAACUAUGAGGAGUAUAUUGCGAACUUUCAUCCCGGAUUGGGUGACCACCGGUGGCCGUUGGUGACGCAUUUCGUGGGGUGCAAGCCGUGCGGCAAGUUUGGGGACUAUCCGGUGGAGAGGUGCCUGAAGCAGAUGGACAGGGCGUUUAAUUUUGGGGACAACCAAGUGUUGCAGAUGUAUGGGUUUACGCAUAAGACGUUGGCGAGUAAGAGAGUGAAGAGGGUUAGGAAUGAGACUAGCACUCCGCUUCAAGUGAAAGAUGAGCUUGGGUUGCUGCAUCCUGCUUUCAAGGCUAUCAGGCUACCAUCAUGAUUUUGUUCUUGAUGUUCUGUGUAACUUUUGUUAUUUUGAUUCAUUAUGAAAGGUUAUUGUGAACUUUGGAGUAAAGAUUCAAUUCAUUUGUUCUUGGGAGAAAGUAUAUGUAAACGUUAAUGAAUUGAUAUACAUCCAUUCUUCUCUUCAAAAGUCUGUUUAGCCACAUAAAUA
Molecule: messenger RNA, 1754 nt
Organism: Argentina anserina (silverweed cinquefoil)
Lineage: Eukaryota; Viridiplantae; Streptophyta; Magnoliopsida; Rosales; Rosaceae
Product: xyloglucan 6-xylosyltransferase 2-like
Exons: 2
Coding region: 198-1580 (460 amino acids)
Biological process (GO): xyloglucan biosynthetic process
Cellular component (GO): endosome; membrane; trans-Golgi network
Molecular function (GO): hexosyltransferase activity; xyloglucan 6-xylosyltransferase activity; UDP-xylosyltransferase activity
Source: RefSeq, a predicted model, not a curated record